Messenger RNA from Sphaeroforma arctica JP610, 1277 nucleotides. RefSeq lists its product as hypothetical. The coding region runs from base 139 to 873 and encodes 244 amino acids. The record is from RefSeq and is a predicted model, not a curated record. Lineage: Eukaryota; Ichthyosporea; Ichthyophonida. The transcript has a single exon.
UUUAAUUACGUGCGAGGUCGCAGUUAUUUUGUAAGUAUUUUUACCACUGCGAUCAAGUGCACUUACAUGAGACUAUAAAGAGGUCGUUGCGUGUGAGUAUAGUUACGUGUGAAACUACAAUUAGACAGGAUCGUCAAUAUGGCACCUCGACGUUCUACCAAGGCCCUACGAUCCGCACGGUUGGCCAAGCAACAAGCGCUACAGAAGAAGGACGAUGCAGAAGUGGUACAUGAACUCGCGUGUGAACAAGACACGCUUCAGAAAGACAUUCAUGCAGCUAAAGUGGAGCAACCCUCGGGAGGAGAACAGGUAUCAGAUCAGCAUGUGUCAGAUCAACAAGUAGUAGAGUGUCAAGAGGGUACAGUGAAUGCUCUUGAAGAAGCCGUAUUUGAUGUAGGUGUACCUAAUGUAAACACAGAGCACACUGAAAAAGUAGAUGAUGGUCGUGCGAGUGUGAUAGAUACAGUACCUGGUGUAGGGCAGACAGUAGUGAAGAAAGCGAAUCCGAACGAAGGACAAUUAACAAACGCGCCAGUCCCUGUCAAGACAGAUUUGGUAGCUCAUUCUGAUAACAUCAUGAAUGCCACAGAUAAGUUAGCCAAAUUGGGUAAGAAUAACGCGAGUAUCAUAAACAAUGUAAAUAUAGUAAGUGACAACGAUGGUGUACUGUUGCAGCGAAUAGAGAAAUUGGAGAAAUCUCUGGCUACAGCCAAGACUACCUUUGCCACACAGCUCGAAGCGCAUCGCAUUGAAACGGAGAAGAAGUUUGCGGCCAUGCAGAGUUGGAAUGAUGUGCUCGCACAGCAGAUCCAGGCAUUUAGUAAUAGUAGACGGUUCCACGGACACAAGAAGCAGAUGAAGGGGUGGCAGUAGAGUGUGUACGAUUUGGUUGUGCGUGAAUCAUUGAACAUAGUGCAAAUCCGAGUCUGCACGAAGCAGCCGACGGGUGGUUGUAUUGUGUGAGCUUGUUUGAAGAUGUGGAUCGUAACAAUUUAUGCAACGCUUGUAUGUGUUCCGAACUGAACCUUCGAAAAUUGAAGGAAUUCUGGAUACUUCAGUAAGUAGCUUUCAAUUACGAUAGGAACCACGUAUAUACGCUUCAGAGAUGUUUGGAUGUAUGCCGGCUAGCGCGUUUUGAUACAGGCAAUGUCUCGCGGUGCACAACCGUGAAGCAUCGAGUCAUACUCACUCGUACAUUGUGUAGUAUCAGUCAUAGGUGUCGCCUCUGACAGAAGUGAUCAUUAUGCCAUACCACAAGUUGUUCGCAGAAGAAAGUA